GCGGGCCCGGGAGGCGCAGGCCCCCACGGGCGGGCGGGCAUCGGAGCAGAGCGGCCGAGGUCGCAGCACGGCAUGGACGAGGUGGCGGCUGCCUGGUGCCAGGAGCCCGCCGCGCUCUCCGACAGCCUGAUCCGGGGCCUCAGCUCCCCCGCAA
Prorocentrum cordatum is the source of this 154-nucleotide messenger RNA. NCBI's taxonomy places the organism in Eukaryota, Dinophyceae, Prorocentrales, Prorocentraceae. The record is from the annotation of a GenBank genome assembly.